UUCCUCCCUCCAUCCCCCAUCCUCAGCUUGGACUGAAACCAGGGUUCCCCACAUACUAACUACAUGUUAUACCACAAAGUAAUACUCUCAGCCAUGUUUUACUUCUUUAGCAAUCUGACACCCAAACUGUCAAGUUAAGGCAACCAGUAAGGGAUUGUUAUUAUAGUUUUGUUUUUCAUUUUAACUAAUUUUGUUGUUUUGGGAAAAUGUCGUCAUAAAAAGAGGCUUUGUGAAGGCGCUUAUAGAAUUCUUUGCCUUUGGGCCCUCAAUGAGUUCCUUAUUCAUUUCGAUGUGGCAGCUUCUUGACAGGUAAUACAGGACUCUACAGUCACCUUUUCCAUUUCCAUGGUAACUAGGAACAUACUCUACUAACAAUGCUUGGGGGGUAGCUACAUAGCAUUUUGCUACUAGGCCUUCCCGCUAUGUUCUGGGUAUGAUGGUCUCAACCCUGUUUGUGCCCACUCCACUGGGGAAAGCACAAUCUACCUGGUAACCUCUGAGCCCAGGCCCAGGUGAUGACCCAGGAACCCUGUUGGAGGGGAUCCAGGUACCUUAGGCAACACCAGUGUGGCAGAGAUCCACUCUGGAUACAUGACAGACAUGCGGGAACCAGAUUUUCAGUAUGGCCCCUCAGUGAUCUAAACACCAGUGUCAGAGGCUGGGGCACAGUUCUUCCUCUAGCAUGGGAUAAUCCAUCUGCAGGCCUGCUCCUCUGCUCAGUUAGUACUGAGGGUGACAUCAGGAGGAGUAAGGUAUACAGAAUGCACCGUUGGUGGAUAGCACGGGCACCAGGAAAUGUAACAUGGGAGCCAGAGCUUGUGCUGAAGAGAUAAGAAGGGCCCUGUGUAAAAUGGAGUACGGGAGAAGCAUCCUCAGGGCAAGACACUGUGGAUCCUGCUCUUGUCGAUCUACAGCUCUCUGGGAACAGAGACGUCCAACAUGAGGUUCAGAAGCUCUGUGAGCAUGUCACGGGGGCCAGCAGUCAGUAGGCAGAUCAAUUUACUUAGGGUGAUUGAAGAACUGAGGAUAAGGACAUCCAAGAUGGGGUAAGGUCAUUACCUGGGGACCUGGGGUACCUGGAAUGUUUCAUUAGCAUGGGGAAAGAUUUCAAUCAAGCUAAGGCUAUGUGAUAUUCCUCAAGUAGGGGAUUUUGAAUUCCCCAGACAAGGUCAGAGAAGGAGAAGACCUGCUAAUGAAGGGAGUCUCCCAUAUUGCGCCAAGCCCAGAGGUUAUUCUGUCAUGGUGAACUUUGACCUUAAAAGCAGAGCUUUCCCACAAGACACUAGCCAGAUAAUCCUGCAAUUUGUGAAAGGAAAAGGCUUGAGGAAUAUUAUGUUCCUUAGAAGCAACAAUAAAUUUGCCUAUGCAAAUAUAAUUCAAGAAGGGGCCAGGCUCCAACCCAAGCAGGUAGCCAAAUACAGCAGGUUCAGUCAUGUAUUAGCUUUAGCUUCAUCAAGGAUACAUAAGUAUAGUGGCUUGAAAAGGUAUGACCCCACCGACUCAUGUGUUUGAAUGCUUGGCCAGGGAGUGGCACUAUUAGGAGGUGUGGCCUUGUUGGAGGAAGUGUGUCACUGUAGGGUGGGCUUUUACACUGUGCAUGUUCAAGCUAUGCCCAGUGUGGCACACAGCUUCCUUCUGCCUGCUGAUCAAGAUGUAGAACUUUUGGCUCCUCUAGCACCACACCUGCCUGCAUGAUGCCAUGCUUCCCGCCAUGUUGACAAUGGACUGGACCUCUGAAACCGUAAGCCAGCCCCAGUUAAAUGUUUUCCUUUUUAAGAGUUGUCUUGGUCAUAGUAUCUCUUCACAGCAACGAAACCUGAAUAUCAUAAGGAAGGGGGUUGUGGAAUCUUCCUCAGUGGAUAAGGAGAGAAGCUGAGACCAGGUAUGUGGCAAGGGGAAUUCUUAUAUGGAGUCCCAAUGACGCCACUGUGAAGAUGUGAAUAUGAAAUCUGGAUUCUGCUAGUGACUCCAUGAUCUUGGAGGUGCCAAAGCUGUGGGGUAUCUUUCAGGAAGAACUAAAGACAGAGAGUAGAACCAGCUGAAGAGGGAGAAGUGUGUUGCUGUCAGUGAAGCUGAAGGGCAAAGCCAUCUAAGACCUUGGCAUCAGACAUGUGGUUAUGAGAUUGGAAGUUUGCUCUCCUGGGUUUUGGUCUUGCUUUGGUCCAGUAGUUCCUCACUCUGCUCUGUUCUUUCCCUUGAAAUGGUAAUGUAUAUGUGUACAAAUGUAUGUUGCAAGUAUAUGAUUUGCUUUUUUGAUUAUUCAAGAAGUUACAAUUAAGAGGUUGCCUCAAGUUUCAGAAGAGUCUGUGGAUUCUAAACUGUGUUGAGACUGAAAGACUACAGGGACUUUGAAAUUGAGCUAAAUGCAUUUUCUGUUACGAUAUGGCCAGGAGCCUUUGAGGGCUAGGGAAUGAAAUGUUUGAAGAAGAAUGGUCCCCAUAGGCUCAUAUAUUUGAAUGCCUGAUCCCCAGUUGGUGGGGCUGUUUAGGAAGGAUUAGGACCAGUGGCCUUGUUGGAGGAGGAGUGUGACUCAGGGUGAGCUUUGAAGUUUCAAAAGUAGACAUCACUCCUAGUUAGCUUUCUGUCUUGUGCUUGUGAGUCAGGAGGUAAACUUUCACAUAAUGCCUCCAUGACAUGCCUGUUUACCGGUUGCCAUGCUCCCCUGGUGAUGAUCAUGGACUCUAAUCUUCUGCAAGAAUGAGCCCCAAAUUAAAUGUUUCCUUUUAUAAGUUGCCGUCAUCGAGGUGUUUUGUCAUGGAAAUAGAAAAAUGAUGAAGACAGACACUGACUGAUAUGAUUUGAAGCUGAGUUGCACAUGGCAUUCUAUACAUUAAACUAUACAUUAAGGUGAAGUUCUAUCUUUCUUCACUACUAAGGUGUGAUGCUUAGAAAGGUAGUACAAAGGGUGGAGAGAUGGCUCAGUGGUUAAGAGCAUCGACUGCCCUUCCAGAGGUCCUGAGUUCAAAUCCCAGCAACCACAUGGUGGCUCACAACCAUCUGUAAUGGGAUCUGAUGCCUUCUUCUGGUGUGUCUGAAGAGAGUGACACUGUAUUUACAUACAUAAAUAAAUUGUUAACAACAGAAGGGUGGUAUAAAACAUCUACUUUGGGGUCUCUGCAGUCUAGUCUCUUUCCUUGAGCCCCGAGGAAUCAUCUAAAGCACCAUGGACAUCCAUGUACAUGCCUGGCUCCCCUUGGAACUAUAAAUGCUCCCAGGAGAAUAGAUCCUAAUACCAGGUCCCCCUCUUUGGUCCAUGUCUGCCCCUAGCAUCGCUCCCGUAAGCCUGCACAAUUCUGUUGACUGAUGCCUGCACAGAGAAGACAGCAAACUGAGCUGUAAGUCAGUCGCACAGUUUUGCCUGCCAUACAAGGGUUUGUUCCCCAGCACCACUUAGCUUCCCAUUGUAAGUUAGCGAAUCCCUUGAUUCUUUCCAACGGUAGAGGAGGGUUUACAGCUCAGUGCUAGAGGGUCUGUCCAGAAUGUAUAAGAUUCUGAGUAACACACACACACACACACACACACACACACACACGCUCCCAACACUAAAACAGAUGCUCAGUACCUAAGCUAACUCUGAUUUAAGCAUGAUGUACAGCUUUUAAAAAUUUAGUGCCCGGGGAACUGGAGCUAUGACUCCGUGGUUAAGAAUAUUGGCUGGGGAUUGGGGAUUUAGCUCAGUGGUAGAGCGCUUGCCUAGCAAGCUCAAGGCCCUGGGUUCGGUCCCUAGCUCCGGAAAAAAAAAAAAAAAAAGAAUAUUGGCUGUUCUUGCAAAGGACUGGGUGUUCUUGCAAAGGACUGGGUGUUCAAUUCCUGGUGCCCACAUGGAAACUAACAACUGUGCGUAAAUCCACUCUCAGGUAAUUUGAUGCCCAGCAAAACACCCAUGUGCAUAAAAACAAACAAACAAGUAAUUAAAUAAAUAAACCCUAACAUUCAGUGCUGGGCGCUGCUGCUGGUUCAUUAGGGGUUUAGGCCCCAAGUGUUGCAUGAGGUUGGCUUGUGAUUUUGCCUUUUCAUUCCUUGUUUUGACUUCAUAAAACAGAUUGAUAUUUUAGAUGUCUCUUUUGGUUUCUCAAACAUUCUUUCUAUAACUUCCAGGAAAGGGCAUACAUAGAACGUUGCUAAUUCCCCCGAAACCAUUGGUGCCUUGCUGCUAUAGCCAUCUGGACCUGCUAUUUUCUCUUUUGGGAAAAUUUUAAUCACAGAUUCAAUCUCACCUGAUCCUUGAGGAUGGCUGCUUGGCUGUGAAUGUGAAGAUGCUUGGUAGACACCCAGUUCUUAGUUUUCUCCUUUUAUGGUUUUAAUAUUAAAAAUAUUUUUUUUAUUUAAAAAGAAAAAAAAAUACCUGAGACCUGGUCCAGCUGAGUUGCCAAGACUGGCCUCAAAAUUCAAUCCUCCUGACUUAGCCCCCUGACUAGCUGGGAUUAGUCAUGCACUAUAUCUGGUAUCAUGGGUCUCAGACCCAUUUAAAAGUUUCUUUCUACAGUAUACAUGUGUAAACAGUACACAGGCUAAGUGCUCAGCUCAUCUUUUUCUUGAACUGGAUGACAGUGGGAGGCCACUAAGUAAACUCAUAAAGUGCCUGUCAUUCAGUUCAAGAAAAAGAUGGCCCGCCUAGAUAAACUCACAGAUGAAUGCUUGUAGAAACCUGGCCAUAGAAUCUCACUCGAUGCGCCUUCAACCUUCUGCAGCGCUGUCUUGCACUGUGAUGUAAUCGGUUAGACAUCUCAUCUCAUACUAGACUAAAAGCUACUACAAUAUGGCGGAUCUCCAGCUGUGUGUUAGCUUCUCUGUAGGAAGGUGAUCCAGCCUUAGGUCAGUGAUUGAGGUCUCCACUCAGGGACUGGGGGUCACAUACGCUGACUUCCCGCUACCCUGUAGACACAGCCUAGAAUGGAGGUGGGUGUAAUCCGGCUCGUAGCCUGCCCAGCAAGCACAGAGAGCAUUCACUUCCGCCUAGGAACAGCGUGUAGUGUAGACCCAGUCUCUGACCUCAGUGAUAACGUGUAGACACCUUAUACUUCAGGAAUUAGCAGAAAACACCCCACCUGGACUUCGGAGUCCCUGCCACAUCCCUGAGGCAACCCCUUGCUCCACAGGGAAAGCUCAACCCCUAGUGGAGCCGACUGUGUCUUAAUCAGCUGUCUUUGCUCCCCCGCAGGCCCGGCCAUCCCUGUGGGUGUGGACGUGCAGGUGGAGAGUCUGGACAGCAUCUCCGAGGUGGACAUGGUCAUUUACCCACGACACCACCACCGACAACAUCAUGCUGCGAGUGUUUCCCGAUGGCCACGUGCUGUACAGCAUGAGGAUUACCGUCACUGCCAUGUGCAACAUGGACUUCAGCCACUUCCCCCUGGACUCCCAGACCUGCUCUUUGGAGCUAGAGAGCUACGCGUACACGGACGAGGAUCUGAUGCUGUACUGGAAGAACGGGGAUGAGUCCCUGAAGACGGACGAGAAGAUCUCCUUGUCCCAGUUUCUGAUCCAGAAGUUCCACACGACUUCCAGACUGGCCUUCUACAGCAGCACGGGCUGGUACAACCGUCUGUACAUCAACUUCACUCUGCGACGUCACAUCUUCUUCUUCUUGCUCCAAACCUACUUUCCUGCCACCCUCAUGGUCAUGCUGUCCUGGGUGUCCUUCUGGAUCGACCACAGAGCUGUGCCUGCUAGAGUUUCACUGGGCAUCAUGACGGUGCUGACCAUGUCCACCAUCAUCACGGGCGUGAACGCCUCCAUGCCUCGAGUGUCCUACAUCCGGGCCGUGGACAUCUACCUCUGGGUCAGCUUUGUGUUCGUGUUUCUCUCAGUGUUGGAGUACGCAGCUGUCAACUACCUGACCACAGUGCAGGAACAGAAGGAACGGAAGCUUCGGGACAAAUUUCCAUGCACGUGUGGAAUGCUUCAUUCAAGAACCAUGACGCUGGAUGGAAGCUACAGUGAAUCUGAGGCCAACAGCCUGGCUGGCUACCCAAGAAGCCACAUUCUUCCAGAAGAAGAAAGGCAAGACAAAAUAGUGGUUCAUUUGGCCCUCAACAGUGAAUUGACUUCAUCCAGAAAGAAAGGCCUUCUCAAAGGCCAAAUGGGACUCUAUAUCUUCCAGAACACCCAUGCCAUUGACAAAUACUCCAGGUUGAUAUUUCCUGCCUUCUACAUAGUUUUCAACCUAAUUUAUUGGUCAGUGUUUUCCUAGGGAUUCUAAGGCUGGAUCUGGGAAAGGGCAUGACCAUCCGUUGGUGGAUACAUGGACCUAAUGACCACACUUCCUACACCAGGCCAAGCAGCUGCUCCUGGCUUGGAGGAGCCCAGGGACCUCCAGCUGCCCUCACCCCAUCUUCAUGGCUCUUUUCCUAGUUCACACUAUUCCAGAUCACACUUUUGACUUCUCUGAACAGAGAGCUAUCUUCUGCUGUGUGUGAACUUGUUCACAAGAAUCCACCACCCCACCCCACCCCUUAUCCCCCACCCCCGGUCCCACACCACUUAAUAAAAGACUCAAAUGCC
Rattus norvegicus (Norway rat) is the source of this 6504-nucleotide messenger RNA. Lineage: Eukaryota; Metazoa; Chordata; Mammalia; Rodentia; Muridae. The record is from RefSeq and is a predicted model, not a curated record.